This is a messenger RNA of Adineta ricciae, 426 nucleotides long. The record is from the annotation of a GenBank genome assembly. Lineage: Eukaryota; Metazoa; Rotifera; Eurotatoria; Adinetida; Adinetidae.
AUGAAGUUCAAAUUAGUUGUCAGUUCAACUGAAUUUACAGAUAUUCUCUUAGUCGGCCAUUGUAUUUCAAAUCAUUCGUUUUUCAUUGUUAUAAUUAAAACCAGUUUUCGAAACUACUCAAAGCAAAUAGCUAUGAAGUUAUCAAGUAAAUUCGUGUUCGUUACAAUGAUCGUCAUUGUGCUAUUAAUGGUACAGGUAAUGGCUCAAUCAAAUGAAAGUGUAGAUACUCAAAUCAUUGUCGAUGAAAAUAUAACAAGCUAUCGGCCACCUACUAGAUACUGCAAGGACAUGAGCUUGGAAGAAAAUAUAAAAUGUACGUUUUGGUGCCAAUUACUCAAAUUCCGUUGGGGCUUUUGCGAUUACUACAAAGGCAAAAUUCUGUGUAGAUGUACCGACAAAACAGCGAAAAACUUUGAUAAACAAUAA